Molecule: messenger RNA, 2838 nt
Organism: Prorocentrum cordatum
Lineage: Eukaryota; Dinophyceae; Prorocentrales; Prorocentraceae
Source: the annotation of a GenBank genome assembly
GGCUCACGGUCUCAGAGGCCCAGAACUUCGGCGUGCGCCUGCUGACCGACAUCUAUAGUUCGAUACCACCGCCUCCUUGCACAGCCGCGCAAGCCCUGGCGGAGCUUGGCGGCAGUCGCCCUGGGUACUCCGACUCUGACCCUCGGCGCAGCUUCCAGCCUGACCUAGUCUCGUUGCCCACUAUGGGCGGUCUGGCCGACGGCGAGCAGGUGCUGUCCGGUCUGGCCCUACAACGCUGGAGGUCCAUUUCGACGAACUUGCGGACUAGAGUAGACUCCGACUCGACCGCGACCAACAGCACAAUUCAACCUUAUAGUGAUCCUGCUCUUGUCAAAGAUCAGAAGCGUUAUGCUGAUUUCAUCAUGCAGAUGGUACGGGCUAAUCUUGUAUCGCUCCGAGCUGAACGGGCGGCCACUGUUGGCAUCUUCUUUGUUGCGAAAAAGGAUGGCAGAUUACGAAUGAUUCUGGAUACUAGAGCGGUGAACGUGAUGUUCGAGGAGCCAGCCCACUCUCGUCUGCCGACUCCCUCAUCCUGGGCAUCCAUGGAGAUCGGAGUCACGGAUGAUUCGGUGUUGUCUCAGAUGGACGUUGACAACGCGUUCUACCGAUGUAAGGCUCCACCAGGGGUUUCGGAUUGGUUCGCUCUUCCCAGAGUUUCGGCCAGUCAACUUCGCCGCGUGGACGGCAGGUUGUGCGACCAGCUGGGCAUCACGUCCACAGGCUACGUCACACCGCACCUGGAGGUCAUGGCGAUGGGCUGGUCCUGGGCACUCUACUUCUGUCAGGCCAUGGUCACGGCCAGCGCUCUUCGAGCGGGAGUGCCACCUUCAGCCUUCUUACUGGACAAGAAGCAGGCACCUGACGUCACUGGCGACGGCUUCGGCACGGCCAUCUACGUGGACAAUGCUGGGGUCGUGGGCACUGAUGACGACGUCGUCAGGGGCAUGGCCCGAAAGCUAUAUGCGCAGUUAGCAGCUGAUGGCUUACAAUGCAAGGAGCUCGAGCACGGUCUUCCCGAGGCUCAGUUCACUGGAAUGACCUUGGACCGGGCCAGUGGGCGCAUUUCAGUCGGCCAUCGCCGGUGUUGGAAGGUGCGCCUCGCCAUCAAGGGCAUCCUGGACGAGGGCUUCUGCUCGGGCGAGCUCCUUCACCGCAUUGUGGGCCACUUCACUUGGUCGGCCAUCCUUCGUCGGUGUCUGCUCAGCAUCCCGCGCGCCAUUUACAGGUUCAUCGACGUCGCAGGUCACAAGCGGAUUCGCCUUUGGCCAGCCGUAUCGAAGGAGCUUCGAUGGAUGAUGGUACUAUUUCCGCUUGCCUACGCUGACACUAAGAGGCCAUGGGCUACAGUGGUUACGGCUUCAGACUCCGAGGGCGCCAACGCGACCGACAACGGGGGGUUCGGUGUUGUGAACCGGAACUUCCCGCUGGAGACUGUCCGAGGUUGGGGCCGCCAGAGCGAACGUUGGAGGUUCGCAGUCGACGAUGCAGUUCAGGCUCGACAGCGUGCCUGGGCCGAGCCCGACGGCCAGGUCAAGGCCGUGCCAGAUUCAGAUUGCCCCCCAGAUGAGCUUCCACCUGAGUUGUUCGACAUUCGUCGUGGGGACAUUGGCGACUUCAGUGAGUGGGGCCUCAAGGGUAAGGGCAGAGCCAGCAAUGCCAGUAUCAACAGACAUUGUCGCCAGCUCGCCGCCUUGUCCAUGAUCUCGGAUUCAGACUUUGUCACAAGGUGGGCCCCCUCAGAGUUUAACCCUGCCGACGCCGCAUCGAGGCUCAAGACUGGGCCGCCCGUCUGGGGCGGCGGCGGGCCGCGAGACGCUCGCCCUCCCUGGAUCGUCCGAGAUGCCGAGGCGCGCGUUGCGCUCCAGUCUGCUGUCGAGACGCUCGCCAGGUCCACGGACAGCCAGCACCUCAUCAACGAGUUCGACGAUGGGCACUGGAUGCUCGGCGGUGGCUCUCAGAGACUGCCCAUGCCCGCCAAGAGGCCUGUGACAGAGGCCAGGAAGGACCGCACGUCGCAGCUUCGCACUCAGAGGGCAAGGCGCAGACGGUGCGAGCACAUGGACGAGGCGGUGCAUGCGAGGCAGUUCGGCCAGUAUUUUUUGGAGGCCAACAAGGUGACUCAUCUAUCGGCGACGAGGUACGACAGGUUCUUCCAGGAGUUCAAGGACUGGGCCAGCACCAACGGAAUGAUGUUGAGUUCGAGCUCGGACAUCAGCAGGGCCAUGCUGGAGUAUCUGGAGGAGCUCUAUGCGGCGUUAUACAUCAACGAGCUGGAGUCCGCACCGUGCCUCAUCUUUCUCUUUCGGCUCUACUUGCGGCCGAGCAAGUGUCGGGGUCUUCGUGUGCAUCAGCUAGUGCCUCCACUGGCGGGUUCAAGGACUUCUCACGGGGCACCCUUACUUGCACCAGAGGAAGAGGCAGGGUUCACCAAGACGAAGGCGUUCGACGAGAGCAUCUUGCUGGACAGCGUGGAGUUGACAUACCUAUACCCACGGUUUGCUACUUGGAAGAAACGCAACCCGCUGGACAAAGGGUGGUCCUUCGACUAUCGCAAGUUCUCCAGCCUUUUCACGAGGGUCAGGGAGGUCGCAGACCUGGGGCAGGCGAAGCUCCACCCGUACAUGAGGAGGCACAUAGGCGCCAGCGACGAUGCUCUCAGACAGACUCGAUCGUUGGAGGCCAUCAAGCGCCGCGGCCGUCGGGCUACGGACACUUCGGUAAAACGGUACGUGAAGCACGCCAGGGUAUUGAAGUCUCUCGAGGGCUCACCCGUCAGAGCGCGCGACUACGGCAGUCUGAUCGACAAGCAGCUAUGCCAGUACAUGGGCCUUCCAGCCA